GUUUCGCUGACGCUUCAUGUCCGGGAGUGAAGUGGGUGUUCUUGGUGCCGAGCCUUCUCGCUGUGAUUCGCAGAGCCAGCGGAUCCAGGAGAUUGCUUCGGAGGUGCUCAGGCUACGACUUGUACAGUCCCAGUACAAGCAGCUGGAGGGACAGCUCAAAGCAGCUGUUGACCAGCUGCAGCAAGCAUCAGAUAAGGUGGAUCAGUUCUCGCAAUACCUGGAGCAAGGGCUUCGACCAGGCGGCAGUAUUGGAACGCUUGGAGGCUCCUUCUCGGGUGUAGAAGCUGACAGCCUGCUGGGCUUGAUGGAAUGCUUGUGCGUGGUCUGCAGUGCGCCGGUGGUGUCUCGAAAGCAAGAAGACCUCCUGGCUGCUACAAAGUGGUUGCUUCAGGAUCCAGGAACCCUCGUCCGUCGCCUAGCAGAGCUUCCUUGCGCGCCCGGUGCGCAAUCUCGAAGGCUGGCUCCAUAUCUCUUAACAUGUGCCAGCAGCUGGAGAGGCCAUCUAAAUGAGGCGGGCCAGUGCUAUGAGGCCUUGAAGUCUUGGUUGUCAUGCUACUACCAGUUCUCCUUGGUCAGUGGUCAGAUGGAGGCCAAUGCCAUUCAACUGCAGCACCAGGAGCAACUGCUCGCGGAACUCAGCAAGGAGGAAGGAGGUGAUGGAUCAGUGAAACCCUUUGCUUGGCGAUCCGGUCUGAAGAGAUCGUCUUCGGUGCAAUCAACUUCAAGUACUGGAAGCCGUCGUUCACAGUCACCAGCAGAGCGCGUUGCGAGAAUGUCGAGUGGGGUGAAAGUCACCAGUGCUCAAGGCAUUUCUGUAGCGCGAAGAGCUUCCCGAGAUGUCCGAGAGGCCUCGGCGAAGAGCCCCCUCGGUCGCCUCAGCGAUAGGAAUCGGGCCGUUGGCCAGCAGCCAUCGAGUACGCAGGUUUGGAGCAAACCUUUGACCGCAAGUGCUGAGAAGCGCCAGGUAGCGCAUUCCCAGAGCGAGUCCUCACCGCGUGUCACGCGAUUGAGUUCUCAACUGGCCAUGAGCACCGUCCUGGGCAACGCGCGGAUGUCGCGCAGUGGCAGUGCUUGUGCACCGCCGGGUCCACCUGUGGUCAGCCCUCGGCGACAGCCCUACAGCGCACGAGCGAGCUACACCGAGCCACCCAAGACGGUACUCUCGACCCGCCGGCAUAUUGUGCCUGCGAGGGCAAGGCGUCCCAGUGAAAGUUCCUCAGGUGUGGCCCCUCAAUCUUCGCGUCUCACACCUAGUGCAAUGAAGUCAGAGAAGGUUGAGGAGGCAAAGAAUGGCUCGACCCCUUUAUCGCCUCGCAACGGCCAAGCGACCAGUGCUUUUUGCAGGUCGCGCAGUCUACAGAGCAUCACUGAACCUGAGGCCGGUGCCACUCCUACACGAGUCGCCAGGCCGGCGGAGGUGUCGACCCGAAGGUCGCAGGUUACCCCAAUUGGCGGGCGACUCUCGGCAUCUGCCUCCCAGCCCACCAGGCCCAUUGUCACCUCGGUGAGGCCGCGCCAGGGAGGUUCCAUCACUACACCUCCAGCAACACCAGGCGUCCGGUUUCAUGCGCGAACGACAAAGUCUACUUUGCCUUGCAAGGAUGCCAGCGGCCGGGAUGCCAUCGUGCGAGACCUCACCCCCAGCGCAUGGGCUUUGGCUACCUCGCGCUCCUCUCCAUCCCUUGAGACUCGGGUGGUAUUGGGUCGACAGAUCCGAGAGACGGCUAUGGCCACACCGAGGCCACUCUUUUCGGCAAGAGCGAUGAGGUAGCCGCCAGGUGAGAUCCGCCUGUUGGACAUUGUGAAGAUCGUCAUGGCUUCGCUAGGAACCUCUGCACCUGUGCAAAUCCCCUUCGAGAACAGAUCCUGUACUGUAGUGUGAUGGGUGCUAUGAGUAAGUUCCUGACAGUCUUGAACGCAAGGGGACGUUUCGGAGAGUUCUUGCUGAAAUUAAGCUUUUGCCUGCUUCUGGCCUGAUGACAGAUGC
This is a messenger RNA of Durusdinium trenchii, 1987 nucleotides long. The record is from the annotation of a GenBank genome assembly. NCBI's taxonomy places the organism in Eukaryota, Dinophyceae, Suessiales, Symbiodiniaceae.